Molecule: messenger RNA, 4493 nt
Organism: Ciona intestinalis (vase tunicate)
Lineage: Eukaryota; Metazoa; Chordata; Ascidiacea; Phlebobranchia; Cionidae
Source: RefSeq, a predicted model, not a curated record
AUUUAUUGAGCGUUGAUGGUUUGCAGGAAAGGAUAUUAUAACGAAAAAAAAGCCGCCACAACGAAAACAUUUCGUGUGCUGAAUCAUAGGCUUUAAUUUACCCACGUAUGCCUUCUUAAGUUGCUUAGCUUUUCAGUUAAUGUCAUUUUAGCUGAAUAAAACGGAGACGAAUCUGUUUAUUUCCUGUAAUAGAGUGAGUGGUAGAACAAAUUUGAUCAUUUGCAAAUUACUGAGCUAUACAGGAACUGCGUAAAGCAGAAGCGAAAGCGGUUUUAGCAGCUAGCGCGAAGUAGUUAAGGUGUUGAAGGGAUACAAAGGCGCUGCGCGGCGUUUUAAAUGUUUGCAGGCCUGAGUUAGCAUAACGUUACAAGCCACUGUUAUUUGAGUCUCUUGUUUAUGGUUUUAAAACCACGCUGUCCUGCUGAGUGUUUAUAAGUGGCCGUUUUGAAUCUGUUUUCGUCGUAACAGUAAGGAACUACUGACGCAUCAAUUCUCUUUUUCUAAAGCAGCUGUAUUGCUGUGCCGUAUGUAAAUGAAAACAUUGAGAAAUACGACAAAAAGACAGUACAACAAAGGUCGUGAGGCUAUAAAUUUCAGUGAAGCGUAGUGGUCUUGAACGCUGCUGGUCCCUUUCUCCUUUUACGCCUAGUUUUCGGUACCAGAACGAUAUUAAAGUGGGCGUCGUAGCGUCGGCCAAUGAAACUAGUUGUAAUGUUUCAUGCUGAUGAUAGACCUACAUAUUGGUCAUGCCACGUCAAUCUAAAGGUAGACCAGACCAAGGUUUAAUAUACUAUAUUCAUAGCAUUUGUUGUUUAUUUGUUUUGACUGUCGCGACUACCCAGCUGUUCGCUGUACUUAGCCAGGCGAAUGAUCAGCCAAUCAGGACAGAAUAAACUGUGGGCGGAGCCUAGACUGCUGUCCGUCGGGGGCGGGAACAAAAUCUUAUGAGAGAAAACCGAAUCGAACUUACGGCGGUUCUUCCCUGCUUUGUUUGCUACACCGCGAGUGUUUUGUGUGUUAUAUAAUUUUCUUUCAUUCGUUUCCGACGCGUGAAAAGGUAGCGUAACGAAAGAGACUGCUUCGUUUUAAUAGCAGAGGUAAAUAGACAUUACUCAUUGUUUCGGUGGCUCGAGGCAUAAUAUAUCUUGGUUAUAGUUUUUGGCUCAAACGUAUUAUUGUGCCUCACUUGGUGAGCAUUUGCAUGUAAUUGUAUAAAAAACAACAAUUUACGCGAUAGUAUUUUCUACGCAGAGUUUAACGCAAUGGAGAUUUUAUUGAUAUUUUAUCGUUUAAACCGAAGAAUACAGCGUUAGAAUGUCAUCUUUAAUAAGACUUCAUGGGCUUGGCAGCGCCCUAAGAAGAAAAACACACUUGGCGGUCAGUUCGUUUCGUUCGUCAAGCACCUACGAUGAUAAAAUAACUGACAUUAAAGAAGUGCCCUACGAUUCGUCCCUUCAUAAAACUGAAAGCGAUGCUGCUGACCAAGCCAGGAAAUCUGGCAGCGUGCCUGCUGAAGCGGACGUCGUGGUUAUAGGCGGUGGAAGCGUGGGAUGUAGUACAGCUUACCACCUGGCCAAAAUGGGCGUGAAGAACGUCGUGCUGCUGGAAAAACACAAGCUCACUGCAGGCACGACAUGGCACACUGCUGGUUUGCUUUGGCACCUAACCAGCCACGAUCUGGAAAUGGAGCUUAUAAAACACACACGGGAGCUGAUGACUGAAGUUUUGCCUGAAGAGACUGGUCUCGAAACUGGUUGGGUGCAUACUGGUGGUCUAUUCACAGCAUACACUCAGCAACGGUUCGACGCGUAUAAGGAGAUGACUACGCUUGCCAAAGUCUUCGAUAUUGAGGCUCAUCUUUUAUCGCCGUCUGAGAUAAAGGAGGUUCAUCCAUUGGUUGAUAUCUCCAAUUUAGUUGGUGCUGCAUAUAGCCCUCAAGACGGGACAAUGGACCCAGCUGGUACUUGCGUUACCUACACAAGGGCAGCUGCAAAGUACGGGGCGAAGAUCUUAGAAAACUGCGAUGUUACCAGCAUUGAAACGAGCACGGACGACUAUGGAAUAAAACGCAUCGCUUCAAUCAACACCAACUAUGGACCCAUAAAGACAAAAAACAUAGUCAACUGUACUGGUGUAUGGGCACCCUACGUUGGCGAGAUGGUUGGUCUGAACGUCCCACAGUUAACAUACAAACACGCAUAUGUGGUUACUGAACCAAUAGAAGGAGUAAACAAAGUGCCAAAUCUUCGCGACCAUGAUAGUUCUAUAUACUUGAAACGUCAAGGGGAUACUCUUCAGAUAGGUGGCUACGAAUCCAACCCAAUUCACUGCGAGCAUGUUGACAAAGACUUCGCUUUCGGUCUAUAUGAUUUGGACUGGGAUGUAUUUAGUCGACACAUCGAAAAUGCCUUCAUAUCUGUUCCUGAGAUCGAGCAGUCUGGUAUUCGAUCCACCGUGUGUGGUCCAGAGUCCUUUACUGCUGAUUCGAAACCUUUGCUGGGCGAGUCACCAGAAGUCCGUGGUUUCUUCUAUGGAAGUGGAUUCAACAGUGGUGGUAUGAUGUAUGGAGGUGGAGCUGGGCGGGAAUUAGCAAACUGGGUUAUAUAUGGAAAACCCUCAAUCGACAUGUUUGCUUGGGAUAUUAGGCGGUUUCCGGGCAUGCUCCUUUCAAACAAAAGCUGGCUUCACCAGAAAACACACGAGAUGUAUUCAAAACAUUACAGCAUUGCGUUUCAUCACGACCAACCGUUGGCUGGUAGAAAUGCGAGAAAGGAUUCGCUUCACCAGACUUUGGCCGACCGCGGUUGCUUCUUUGAAGAAAAACACGGCUGGGAACGUCCUGGUUACUUUAUGUUUGAGGAAAACGGCAAGCCCAUCAAAUCCCAUCUGCUCCCGUAUGAUUACUAUGGCAACUAUGAUAACGUGAAACACGACAAUUAUAAGUACGAUGAGUUGCUGAGGAAAGACUACACGUUUGAUUUUCCAGGAGACGUACAUAAACAGCUCGCUAGAGAGUCUCUAACUUGCCGCACUUCUGCUGCUAUGUUCAAUACCAGCUACAUGGGUAAGUUGUUCUUAACUGGGCCUGACGCUGCCACCGCAGCUCGUUACCUCUUCAGUCGUGACGUCAGUGCCCCUGGAAAACUACGCCCAUGCACUUAUACGCUUAUGCUAAAUGACGAAGGGGGAAUUGAAUCGGAUCUUGUCGUCGCAAAAGUUCCGGGCUUAACAGGAGAAACCGAGUUUUACAUGACGGUUGGUGGUGCUACUACUGAAUACUGCAAAGGCCACCUCAGCGACAGGUUGUCUGAUCUUGGGAUAAAAUGCAAUGUUGACGACAGAACUAAUGACAUGGGUAUUCUCAGUCUUCAAGGUCCAAAAAGCCGUGAAAUCCUUGAUGCGUUAGUUCAAGGGGGCAAUAUUAAAAAACUGAAGUUCAGCCGCUGGAUGUCAGCAGAGAUCGCAGGAUGUCCCGUCCUUAUAAUGAGGAUUUCUUUUGUUGGUGAACUGGGCUAUGAACUGCAUUGUGAUAUGCAACACAUGCCUAAGAUAUAUGAAGCCAUUAUGCAGGACUCUGAUAAACAUGGUAUUUGCGAUUCGGGUUACCGAGCCAUGGAAUCAUUGAGCACAGAAGUUGGUUUCCACCACUGGGGUCACAGUAUUCGAUACGAUGACAACCCAUUGGAAGCUAGACUGAUGAAUCUGUGUGAUGAAGGCGCUGAUUACGUCGGGAGCGAUGCAAUAAACAGACUUCGUGGAACUAACCCGAAUAAAAUCCUCUGCUGUUUUACGGUGGACGAGCCAGUUCAACUAUUCGGACACGAAGCAAUCUGGAGAAAUGAUGAAAUCGUCGGUUACACCAGGAACGCGGUCCAUGGAUUUGCAUUGAACAAAGAAGUCGCAUUCGGAUAUGUUAAUGCGAGAAAAGUUGGUUCAUCUGAUGACGAAGCAGUUUUAAGUGGCAACUACGAAGUUGAACGAAUGGGAAAACGAUAUCCUGCUCAAGUAUUCGCAUCAAGUCCUUAUCUUCCAACUUUUAAUAGAAUGAUGGGAAAAUAUUCAGAUGAAGACCAACAACGACUACUAGCUCGAAUGAAUGCCUAAUCAUAUCAUUCAUUGCAAAAUAUAAACUACGUUUGCCAGAUGGUGCAAAUUUAAUAUGCUGCGUUUUAUUAUUACUUUUAAUUAGGCUCGUGUAUUGUAGUUUAAAGUUGUACGAUGAAUUUGCAUUCAUCGUAUGCUUACCUUGGCCGUUCUUGGUAUAGCUUAUUCGCAUUGUUGUCAAAUCAUAUCAACUCGUUGUAUAUACAUAUCGUAUCCUGCAUCGCUUUCAAAACCCUAUUAGUAGGUUGUAUAUCGCCUGUUAAUUUCUUGAACAUGCAUUUUAAUUGCAAUUUUACUGCUGUUUGCACUAUUUUAAAGCGUGCGUGAUUGCGACUUGGUUAGUUUUUAACCGUCCUUCAAUAAAGGGAAGCUAAAUAUGGUUUAAAACA